AUCUAAAACCUGCAGGACACCGGCCCUCGAGGCCUGGACUUGGACGCCCCUGCUGUAGAUACUUGCAUUAACAGGUAAGCCCACAGUCUGCGAAAUGCUUCCCGGUUCAUUUCUGGCGGCAGACUGCUUCUCACAUCUGUACUGCGCAUCUGUCCACAGCGACGUCUGAACAGCUGCUCACGCUCCCUCACCUGUCUGGACCAGGAGAUUAAACAGUAUAACUGACUCAGCUCAGAAGAUCAUUUUUCCAUCAUGAACACCAAGCUAACCAAAAGCAGGCAGAGAGCCAUCUGCUCUGAGCUGGGGAGAGUCAGGCUGCAGCUGCUGUACAAGGCCAGCGUCCACGGCUUCACCGGUGAAGCAUUUCACCAACAAUGUGACCACCGCUCUCCCACUGUGUCCGUGGGUUACAACAACUCUGGUUUUGUGUUUGGAGGCUACACCAAACAACCUUUUAAUCAGUCUGGAGGGUUUGUGAAUGAUGAUAAAGCUUUUCUUUUUACCUUCACUGGGGAGCAGCUCCUCAAGUAUCCCGUCACUGGUCCUGAAAAUGCAGUGAAAAUGAUCGGAAACUCUGGACCUUAUUUUGGAGAAGCACUGGUUCUUGUCCAUGGAAGCAAACCAGUAGCGUACAGCAGUCCAGGAGAUGAUUACAACUUCACUGCUGCAGAGAUGCAUGGCAAUGAUCUCAACCUGACGGAGUGUGAAGUCUACCAAGUGGAGGAAAGCACUGAACUUGAGAGGCCAUGGAGGACGAUAAUGUGGGAGUUUGAGAAGAGGGAGGAGCUGAUUGAGAGCAUUAAGAGCUACAAACCCACAGUCAGCUCUGUGACCCAGGCUCGGGUUUUGCUCAUCGGACCAGUCGGAGCUGGAAAGUCCAGCUUCUUUAACUCUGUCAACUCUGUAUUCAGAGGCCACGUCACCAGCCAGGCCAUAUCUGGCUCCUCCUCCACCAGCCUCACCACACAGUUUCGCUCGUACUCUGUGAAAGCCGGGCGUGAAGGGAAACCUCUGCCGAUAAUCUUGUGCGAUACCAUGGGGCUGGAGGAGAGCAAAGGGGCGGGGCUUGACAUUGAUGACCUGAACAGCAUCCUCAAAGGUCACCUGCCCGACUGUUAUCAGUUCAACCCUUCAGCUCCUCUGCAUCCUGAGGCCCACGGCUAUCGCAAGUCUCCUGGACUCAAACACAAGAUCCACUCCGUGGUUUAUGUCAUUGAUAGCUGUAAGAUCUCCAUCAUGCCCACGGGGCUGGAGGAGAAACUGGACGCCAUCGGCAGAAAGGUCAACUUAAUGGGUAUUCCUCAGCUGGUGCUCCUCACUAAAGUAGAUGAAGCCUGCCCACUGGUGAAAGAGGAUGUGAGAAACAUUUACAAGAGUGGCUACAUUAAGGACAUGAUGCAGGAGGUCGGCUCCCGGCUCGGCGUGCCGUUGUCCUGCAUCAUUCCGGUGAAGAACUACAGCGAGGAGUUGGAGGUGGACACUGACUGUGACAUCUUGUUGCUCAGCGCCGUCAUUCAGAUGCUUCGCUUUGUUGAUAAUUACUUUGAUGAGCUCAGUGACCGAAUGAGCAACAUGCAAACCAAAGAGGUGUGCCCCACCUCUCGCCCUAUGACAGCUGGGAUAGACCCGAGCACCUCCGCCUUCCCGACAAGGAUAAGCACGGACGGUUCUGCCGGAUGGAGCCUCUAGCCUGGACGGGAUCCACAAUAACACGUUACAUGAUACCGAGUGUGGUUGAUCACGUAAACUCUUUCGCUGGCCUAAAAGCCAGUAAGCCAAUAUGGAAUCCAGGUGGUGUCACAUGGUGGAAGUGCCGUCGUCGCUUUGUGGGAUUUGAGUAUUAUUCUUAUGGUUUGUUAGAUUUACUGAUCAUUGUUUCCAAGUCUUUGAUUUCCGUUUCUACUUGUUUCUACUUCAUGGUUGUUCGCGUGGUAGAGUUGAUCUUUUUCUCUCUCUGCUCGACGUUGAACGUGGAGAUCCUUCACCGUGCUCUUUUUUUUUUUUUUUUUUUUUUGCUAACGGUUGUAUGUGCUUAAGUCGUUGAUCUUUCUCCUCCUUUCAGUUCUGGUCUUUGUUCCUUAGAUUCCUGCUUCGGGUUGCUGCUGUGUACAUUUUGGGUUUGCAACAAUAAAGGUUGUUGAGCAGUUUGGCUUCGUUGUCGUGAAUCCGAGUCACACAGUUUCCACUUUCCCCCUGAGCUCUGUAGUGUUGAUACACUGAGGUAACUGAGAAAUUCCUGUAAGCUUUACACUUAUAAUGCUUUUUAAAUAGAAAUUUCAGUAAGUUUAUAUUCAGUUAGGUUUAUAUGUUCUAUGACUGGUAAAUGACCAUUUAUGACUUACAAGGACAAAGUUGCAUCAUUUUAAAUAUGAGGAUCAUUUGAAUAAAUCAGUAACUGCCUGAAGUCUAAAACCCACAGCCAUCAAAUGUUGCAUUUGGCCUUCAGACGUUCUCUGCUGAAUGUAACCAGCUGUAAACUCUCUUCAUCCAUUGUUCUUGAUGGAAAUAAUUCUGUCAUCAUCAAACCCACUUUUUGCAUCAGGGUCUUUUUGGGUCUCAUCAAAGGAAAAGCAGUGAAAAGGCACCAAACACAAGUUCAAAACUUGGAAAAACUCCAGAUAUUUUGUAUGUUUAGUUUGUGAUGGGAUAACAAAGAUAAAAGUGGCUGAAACUUACAAUUCCUUAAAUUUAAGCUGAAAGUCUGAUUUGAUGAUUUCAAAUCCACAGAGGUGAAAUCUGCGUCAUUGUCUGAACACUGAUUGGUGCAAAUGCCAAACCAACAUCUGGAGUUUAGUUUGAAUAAGUGACCCAGCAUGGACUAUGUUUGGGAAUACACAAGCUCAAAUGACUUUGGAACAAUAUGAAGUUUUAUGAGUCUACUUAUAACGGGAAAACGUUGCAUAUCUGCAUUUACCUGCCAAUACCUGCACACGUGUGUGUCAGUGUCAGUAUUCUCCUUUUCUAUUAAAUCUCAAAGUGCACAAACAAAGAGAAAAACUGAUAUUUAUUAAUGCAGCUCAGACAGUUACUGUACAGCAAACGGCGUUUGAGUCGGACCAGCAGACGAGCAGUCCCUCCCUCCCAGUGUAACAGGACUGUGGCGUCACAGCCACCUGUAAACUACACACCUGUAACCCGACUCAGCGCCUGCUUGUGCAACAUUAAAAUGAACAGAGUUUAGAGGAGGUUAGAAACUGCCGGCUGUCCUCUCAGCAUCAAUAAUCAUCAGCUACAAAGUAACUUUCAAACAAACACACGUUGAAAUAGUGUUUCAAAUAUCAGUGUUGCAUUAGUGCACAUAAUAGACGGGGAGCUCUCUCCGACAUUGAACUGCUUUGUA
This is a messenger RNA of Oreochromis niloticus (Nile tilapia), 3340 nucleotides long. RefSeq names its product interferon-induced protein 44-like. The coding region runs from base 253 to 1689 and encodes 478 amino acids. The transcript has 10 exons. Gene Ontology annotation, biological process: immune response. The record is from RefSeq and is a predicted model, not a curated record. NCBI's taxonomy places the organism in Eukaryota, Metazoa, Chordata, Actinopteri, Cichliformes, Cichlidae.